Leptopilina heterotoma is the source of this 804-nucleotide messenger RNA. It is a transcript of the gene l(1)10Bb, whose product is annotated as protein BUD31 homolog. Gene Ontology annotation, biological process: mRNA splicing, via spliceosome. Lineage: Eukaryota; Metazoa; Arthropoda; Insecta; Hymenoptera; Figitidae. The transcript has 3 exons. The record is from RefSeq and is a predicted model, not a curated record. Gene Ontology annotation, cellular component: nucleus; spliceosomal complex. Bases 115 to 549 code for a protein of 144 amino acids.
GUAAAUACUUCCGGUUACUAUUUUGUUUACUGUGUAAACUGUGUUGAUUGUCCUCGUAACAAAAUAAUAAAUAAAUAAAGUCUCGAGUGUUGUUUUUCGUUAAAACAUUUAAAAAUGCCAAAAGUAAGACGUAGUAAAAAAUCUCCACCCGAAGGUUGGGAAUUAAUUGAACCCACUUUAGAAGAAUUAGAGCAAAAAAUGCGUGAAGCUCAAACUGAACCACAUGAAGGAAAAAGAAAGCACGAAUCAUUGUGGCCGAUUUUUAAAGUCCAUCAUCAAAAAUCACGUUACAUUUAUGAUUUGUUUUACCGAAGAAAAGCUAUCAGUCGAGAACUCUAUGAAUAUUGUCUGAAUGAAAAGAUAGCGGACCCGAAUUUAAUUGCAAAAUGGAAGAAAGUUGGUUAUGAAAAUCUUUGCUGUUUACGAUGCAUACAAACUCGGGACACGAGUUUUGGUACAAAUUGUAUUUGUCGAGUACCGAAAGGCAAAUUAGAAGAAGGAAGAAUUGUCGAAUGUAUUCACUGCGGUUGUAGAGGAUGUUCCGGUUAAUUAUUUAAAAAGAAUGACAAUUAGCUUUAAUAAUUGAAAAAGAAAUAAUGUACAUAUUUAAUGAUUAGUAACACUAAGUUAAAUUGUAAAAAUUUUUUAAUACUUUUACAAUCUCAAAUUGCAUUAAAAAAAUGUAAGAAUGCAAUGAAUUUGUUGUCAACAUUUUUUGUUUUAUAAACGAACAAAUCACAAAAUUAGAAAGAAAAUCAUGAAGCUUGUAUUUACAAAAGUAUAUAAAUAAAUUGAAAAAAUGAA